This is a messenger RNA of Scutellospora calospora, 275 nucleotides long. Lineage: Eukaryota; Fungi; Glomeromycota; Glomeromycetes; Diversisporales; Gigasporaceae. The record is from the annotation of a GenBank genome assembly.
AACUAAAAUUACAAAAAGAAAAAAACUACACUCACGCUGAGAUUCAGCCAGAACCUAGCUCAGAUAAAGAAAUAAAAAUGCAAACAGAUUCUUCAAAUAUAGUUACAACCUCUGAACUUGAAGAAAAUAUACCUAAUACUGAGAAGGCAGAAACUGCAUCUGCAUCAACAAAAAAGAAAAAAGGAAAUAAAAGAAAGCUUCAAGCUUUAAACAAUGGAAUCCAAAUAGCAGAAACUGAAGCCACUUCAAAAGAUGCUUCUCAAUCACAAGAUUAA